Schistosoma turkestanicum is the source of this 1617-nucleotide messenger RNA. The record is from the annotation of a GenBank genome assembly. Lineage: Eukaryota; Metazoa; Platyhelminthes; Trematoda; Strigeidida; Schistosomatidae.
AUGUGGUUAUUUACUAAUAAAGAUUCAGAUGGUUUGUUGGGAUCAGCCACUUCAUUAGGUCUAAACUUUAGUCAUGAUCCAGUUCCUGGUUUUUCUGUUGAUCCACCCAACUCAGAACCAUUGGGAACGAUCCAUGGUCCAUAUGAUUUGACGUGGCGACUUCUUCCGGGUCAGAAAAAGAAAACGAAAGAAGAGGUUACUUUGUUUGUGUGCAACCUAAGUUCGAUUGCUGCAACUAGGGAAGCUGGUACUGUUUUGCCAAUUUUCCAAAGUACAGUCAAAUGGAUGAAAACAUUACGUCAUCCGAAUAUGCUUACUUGGAUUGGUGGGUCAGAGAUUGGAACAGGAAAAUUACCUAAUGAAUUUGGUUUUGUUACGGAACGUGUCCUACCAUUACGAGAAUACUUACGCAUUAAAGCAGAUUGUGGAAAUUUCAACCUCCUCUCUUCAUGGGGUAUACAUCAGAUUGCCAAAGCAUUGAUUUUUUUAAAUGAUGAUGGAAAAUUAGCACAUAAUGCUGUACGUUUAGAUAGUGUAUUUGUAACUACAGCUGGUGAAUGGAAAUUAGGCGGUUUAGAUUUUGUUGGACCUAUUAAUGAACCACCACCAUCUAUUCGACAAACAGCAAGUUUUGUGAAAGCGAAUACCACAGAUCCAUAUAUGCCUCCAGACAAUCGUCUUAUUGAUUCAUGGGGUUUAGGUUGUUUAAUAUGGGAAAUAUUUAAUCCAUCUUCCACUUUAACCGAUCGUACUCAACUACUUGAAUCCAGUUAUUCAAAAAGAAUUCCUAAAGCAUUAAUACAUGAUUAUCGACGUCUUGUUGCUCAAAGUGCUGCUACAAAAAGUGGCGUGAAACGAUUCACUGUGUCCCAGUUCCUUCAAUCAGCUCGUAAUUCAGAAAAACAAGGAUUUUUAGCAAAUGAUUAUGUAGAUACAUUGUUAUUUUUAGAAGAGAUUGAAUUAAAAGAUAGUAUGGAAAAAUCAAUAUUUUUAAAAAAUCUCGCUACACAAGUAACAAGUUUUCCAGAUGAUGUAUGCCGUCAUAAAAUACUACCUCAUUUAGUGAAUGGUUUACGUUAUGGAUCAGCUGGUAUUGAAGCUCUUCUGCCUGUACUACGUCUUAUUCCUUUAUUAUCAGAGAAUGAUUUUCAAACUUAUGUUCUUCCAUGUCUUAUAAAAUUAUUCUCAUCACCUGAACGUGCAACACGUGUACGCCUUUUGGAACAUUUACCGGAUUUUGUACAACAUUUACAAACAAAAUGUAUAGAAACACAAAUUUUCGGUCCAGUCUCCGCUGGUUUCACCGAUACACAUCCAGUUGUACGUGAAGCCACUGUACGUGCAAUGAUUCAUUUAGCACCGAAACUUUCAACAAAACUACUCAAUGAGAAUUUAUUAAAACAUAUAACAACAUUACAAGCACGAGAUACACAAGGUGGAAUUCGUACUAAUGCAACUGUAUGUUUAGCAAAAUUAGCAUCAUAUUUUUCAAAACAAGUACAACAAGGUCCAAUGUUGGGUGCUUUUCUUCGUGCAACUCGUGAUCCAUUCUUGCCUAAUCGUCAAGCAGCUAUAACUGCUUUAGCUGCUACACAAGUAGAUCCUGAAAUCAUAUAA